GGAAGUGAUGGUUUCGAAAGCCAAUCAGAAAUCGAAGGUGGGACUUCCGGCGGAGGCAGGGGAACUGACCCAACACAGUGUCUAGAGUAGGGGAGACCCAAAUCGGACAGUAGCCAUGCCGCACAACUUCAAGCCGGGAGAUUUGGUGUUCGCAAAGAUGAAGGGAUACCCACACUGGCCUGCGAGGAUUGAUGAUGUCAAAGAUGGGGCUGUGAAACCUCCUCCAAAUAAAUGUCCAAUAUUCUUUUAUGGAACCCAUGAGACGGCUUUUUUGGCACCCAAGGAUCUUUUUCCAUAUGAUAAAUAUAAAGAUAAGUAUGGCAAACCAAACAAAAGGAAAGGAUUUAAUGAAGGUCUCUGGGAAAUCCAGAAUAACCCACAAGCCAGCUAUAGCUUGCCUCCUGCAUCUGUCAGCUCUUCAGACAGUGAUGUUCCUGAGGAGAAGUCAACAGCCAGGAGUGAUGAGGAAGAAAAGCAGGAAGCCAGUCAGCCAAUUCUUCCAACAGCUAGUGUUUCAGCUAGUGAUGAAGAAGGAAGCGAAAAGGAAGGACUAAAAAGAAAAGAACGUAUAACAACGGCUCCAAGUGCCAAACGUACAAAACAUUCGUCCAGUGAGCAGGAACCAGACAGUGCAUCAAGCUCUAAGGAGGAGAAUUCAGACAGCGACCAGGACUUCACCCCAGAAAAAAACACUCCUCGAAUUCAGCGAAGGAUUACAAAUGUAGGGGAAAAAAAUAAGGUUUUGGCAGAGUCUGAAUCUGACUCCAAAUCUGAGUCAGAAGAUGAAAAAAAGGAACUGAAAAAAUCACCUUCUUCCUCCUCUGCAUCUUCCCCUUCUUUGUCAUCCUCUGAUUCUGAGACACCUGUAAAGAAGACCCCAAGGGGACGUCGACCUGCAGAGAAACCUGCACCUAAACCACGUGGCCGAGGACGCAAAGCAGAGCCCAUCCCUUCAAGUGACAGCAGCGACAGUGACAGUUCAGUAGAUCGGAUAAGUGAGUGGAAAAAGAGAGAUGAGGAGAGAAAAAGGGAGUUGGAAGAGCGUAGAAAGAAAGAACAGGAAGAACAAUUGCGGCGGCUGCGUGAAGAAGAAAGGGAGGAGGAUGAGAAAAAGAAAAGGGAGAAAGCUGAAAAAGGUGACAAAAGUGACUCUGACAGUGACAGCAGCAAGAGUGAAGUCACAGCACCUCCAAAACCAAGAAAGAGUUCAUCCUCUUCUGACUCUGAAGAAGACAAGAAGCAAGUGAAAGAAGUGAAGCCUGUAGCAUCUGAAAUUAAAAAGGGCAAAAAGGACAAAGUCAGGGCGAUUUCUGAUGAUUCUGACAGUGACAAGAAGGUAAAGAAAACAAUAAAGAAACCGAGGCCUGCUGAAAGUGCAAGAAAAACAAACCAGAAGGAAAAACGUGGAGAAAGACCAAGGGGAAGACCAUCUAAAGUGGAGAAGGAGAAAAAGAAACCAGAGAUGAUAAACUCCCGAAGAGUGGUGAAAAAAGAGCCUACAGUGGAAGAAAGACUUCAAAAGCUUCAUAGUGAGAUCAAAUUUGCACUGAAAGUGGACAAUCCUGACAUUAAGAAAUGCCUAGAUGCUUUAGAAGAACUAGGAGGACUACAGGUGACAUCUCAGAUCUUGCAGAAAAACACAGAUGUGGUGGCCACACUUAAGAAGAUCCGGCGCUACAAAGCAAAUCAGCGUGUUAUGGACAAAGCUGCUGAGGUUUAUUCCCGAAUUAAAGCUCGUAUCCUAGGCCCCAAGUCGGAGUCUCAACAGAAAAUAGCAGAAAAGGUCAACACUGCAGAGAAAGGCCCAGAGGAUGAAAACCAGACUGGCAAGGCUGGAGAAGAUAUGGAUGCUUCAAUGAAUGGAGACUUUCUGUCUCAGAGGACUGAAACUGCUGGUGAUAAAGAGCAAGAGCUGGAAGGGCUGAACCUAGACAACAAAGCAGAGAUGGAGACAAAACAAAACAACCAUGCUGAACAUAACAAUAACCCUACAGAAGAAACCUUUGAACCCAGACCCAUUUCUUCAGAGAACCAAAAUAGCUGAAGAGCUGUAUUGCACCUUGAUUUAAUCUCCGUUACUGCUGCAGCUGUUCUGUUCAGUAGUUUAAUGAAUUGCAGCUGUAAUGUUUCCCCACCCCUUAGUGGUCAGUUUGUAUCUGUUCAUUUGGCUGUUUUUGUUUCUUUCAGUUGAUUUCCUAUGUGAUGAAUUGGCAAGAAAUGACUAUAAAAGGGUUUUUAUAAAUAAACAAUAAUUAAUGUA
Molecule: messenger RNA, 2260 nt
Organism: Xenopus laevis (African clawed frog)
Lineage: Eukaryota; Metazoa; Chordata; Amphibia; Anura; Pipidae
Gene: hdgfl2.L
Product: HDGF like 2 L homeolog
Exons: 16
Coding region: 116-2044 (642 amino acids)
Cellular component (GO): cytoplasm; nucleus
Molecular function (GO): histone H3K27me3 reader activity; histone H3K9me2/3 reader activity
Source: RefSeq, marked provisional